GCUUAACAAAAGAAAAAAAAAAGUUUUGUUCAUGGUUUAUAUGGUCCAUGUUGACAUCCCAUGUCGUUGUCUAGAAAACCUCUUCAGUCCAAGAAUACCAACCAAAAUCAAAUUACACCUCCACCAAAGCUAGAUAAUGACGCGUUAAAGAAAAUACAACAAUUGCAACCAUUUGGGUUGGUGCUUUCCUCACGUAUAAGAAAACCAAAGAAACAAGAGUCUCAAAAACCCAAAACAAAAGAAAUCAAAAAACGAUCCUUAGAAAGAUUAGGUUCAAAGAAAUCAAACACGCCCAAACGACAAUCCUUCAAAGAUGAAUACGAUGUACCCAUCAAUCGAUUACCUACUGACUGUUUGAUUUCUAUCUUUCAGCACUGUCAGGACUUCGAGACAUAUUGUGCUUUACUGAGUGUGUGUCAUACUUGGCGAUCCAUAGGCACUCAACCCUUUAUGUGGAGAAAGACAGCUAUCUCUUGGAAGACUAUGUAUCGACAAGUCAACAUAUUGCACUUACCUCGAAGAAGAUUUGACCAAAUGCACUAUAUACGUUCAUUGACCAUCACAGACCAUAACAAAGACAUUCAAUAUCCCAUUAUUGAUAUCAAACUAUCCCCCUUUCGAGCAUUAAGAGAGCUUUACCUCAUCAACAUGUCUUUGGCAGACAUUGACUGCUUAAUAUCAUGGCUGCGUCAUAUCAAAAAACUCUGUUGUCAACAUACUUACAUAGGACAAAGACCCAAUCUUAGACUCACCAUGUUUUCUCAACUACACCAACUAGAAUAUCUACAGAUUGACUUUGCAGAGCAUUGCAAUCUAGGUCUAAGUCGAUCGACAUUUCUUAGUGAUAGUCAAGGUGACAAGAAGGAGCAACUACCAUCCACACUCAAGACACUCUCUUUAUGGGGUGUAUAUGAUUAUGAAGAAGUCUUGUUUGAACCUCAAGUAAACCAUCAAGAAGAACAGAAUACGAUUGCCUAUUGGCUUCAAGUUGAAAAUACCCUGGUUCAGAAAUACCACGUCUUUGCCUCUUUAUCCAACUUGACAUCACUUUCUUUGGGUUAUGUGAGUUCAUUUACUUCGCGCGUUUGGCGUGAAUGUAUGCUACCUUGUGCAAACACACUAUUGUAUCUGGACAUGCAUCAAUGGGACAGUAAAAGGGAAUCACCUGAAAUGAGCUUAAGGAGAAGAUUGACAGAGGAAAACGUAAAAGAUGAUGCAGAAGAAGCCCUGGCUGAAUUUAUUGGUGCAUUAAAUCACAUCAAAGAAAUUCAGUUGGAUGCGUUUGUGUGUAGUCAGGGAUUAGUGGAUGGAUUGGCUGCUUUAGAUAAAAAGUAUGAAAUAUUGCAUGGCUUAGAUAAAGAAGAUGACCUCAAGAUUGAGUCUUUUAUGAACAAGCAAUUAAUUCAAUUCAAGAUUAAGAUACUCAAUGCAUAAAAACCAUCUUACAAAAAUAAAGAACAUGGCCUCAUCUUCAGAUAAAAAAACAUAUAAGUGUAUGUUUCAUGGUAGAUCUAUGAUAGGCAUGCAAAGGUUUGCUCUACUGAAGGUUGUUUUGCAAGCUGUACUGCUGGUGUAUCAAUAACCUUAGGUAUCUACUGAGAUAGAGGUUACAAUGGCAUCUGCACUAUGUGCAAUCGUAGACUGUUUUGUUCCACACUCACUACUUGUAGUUGAUUAGAUCUUGCGCUUAUUUAUCUUCAGUUCUUGACAUAGGCACUCUUAAGUGAAAUAAA
This is a messenger RNA of Gilbertella persicaria, 1733 nucleotides long. RefSeq lists its product as uncharacterized. The record is from RefSeq and is a predicted model, not a curated record. Gene Ontology annotation, molecular function: protein binding. The transcript is spliced from 3 exons. NCBI's taxonomy places the organism in Eukaryota, Fungi, Mucoromycota, Mucoromycetes, Mucorales, Choanephoraceae. Bases 61 to 1434 code for a protein of 457 amino acids.